UCAUCUAUCUUUAUUACUUACCGAAAGUUGAACAAGGACGGAACACGCUCAUAGCGCUAAAAGCGUGCUCUCCAAAUCUAACCAAAGAAAGCGGGCAAGAAGGCAAGUGUGGAUUAAUAUCUGUCGGGCUCUGCAGUGGAUUCUGUGGAAACAAGUAACAUUUACAUAUUGCAUGGUAGCAUAUUGCCGGAGCAUACGUGAUAUUGUGAGACAAAAGCCUGGUUGGCUGUGAUAGCUGCAUUCUUUCUCGGUUCUCGGUGGCUCUUUAUUAAGAAGGCAAUCCAAAUUGACCCUCGACCGAGGGCAGGUGCCAUUUAAGAAAGAAGAAGAAGAAUCUAUCGUUUUGCCAUGUCGGUCAUAAAUAAGGUAAAGCCAGUUACACCUAAGGGCAAGAGGAUUUUAUCUAAAAAAGCACCUCAAAUGAUAGAAGAUGCCAAAGAAACUUUGUGUUUUAAAAGUAAAAACACAUCACAGAUUGCCGUCAAUAUCAUGAAGGAUUUGUAUGAUUUAAAAAAACCUAAUGCACAAAUGAUGCAAAAGAAAAAUGAUAUACUACCAUUCGAGAAUAUUGUACCUAUCGAGAAAUUUGCAUCAAAGUACGAAGCACCUCUCUUCAUGAUGGCUUCGCACAAUAAGAAACGUCCACACAAUCUUAUCAUGGGUCGAAUGUAUGAGCAUACAUUAUUAGAUAUGAUAGAGUUUGGUAUAGAUAAUUAUAAAGGAUUAAAAGACUUUAAAGUUGAAAAGAUCACAAAGGGAAUAAAACCAUUAUUGAUCUUUAAUGGUGAACUCUUUGAAAGCAAUUAUGAAUAUGGAAGAAUUAAAAACCUACUUGUUGAUAUGUUCCAAAGAGAAGUAAUUAAAAAGAUCAGUUUGAAAGGUCUUGAACAUGUCUUAAGUUUUACAGCUGUUGAAAAUAAAAUAUUUUUGCGUAGUUACAGGAUACUUUUGAAAAAAUCUAACACAAGGACACCUAGAGUAGAACUGGAAGAAAUAGGCCCACAUGCCGAUCUACUCUGUAGGCGUAACAAGUUUGCCUCUGAAGAUUUAUUCAAGGAUGCUUGCAAGAAGCCUAAAGCACUCAAGGUAAAGAAAAAGAAAAAUAUCUCAACAGAUACAUUUGGAACGACGUUUGGUCGUAUACAUAUUGGAGAACAAAAUAUUAAUAACAUUCAAACAAGAAAGAUGAAAGGUUUGAAAAAAACAUUACUGGAAAAGAAGAGUGCCCAAAAGAGAAAAAAUGCUGAUGACAAUGAUGAUAUUUCAAAAAAACUUAAAAAAGUUGAUGAUUGAACAAUUAUUGUUUUAAUAAAUUUUUAUUUAACUUCUAA
Molecule: messenger RNA, 1331 nt
Organism: Formica exsecta
Lineage: Eukaryota; Metazoa; Arthropoda; Insecta; Hymenoptera; Formicidae
Gene: Non3
Product: ribosome production factor 2 homolog
Exons: 5
Coding region: 349-1293 (314 amino acids)
Biological process (GO): ribosomal large subunit assembly; maturation of LSU-rRNA from tricistronic rRNA transcript (SSU-rRNA, 5.8S rRNA, LSU-rRNA)
Cellular component (GO): nucleolus
Molecular function (GO): rRNA binding
Source: RefSeq, a predicted model, not a curated record